CAAGUUGAAAGAUGGCGGGAAAUUUAAAUGUAUUUUCAUGCACACAAACUCCCGAGAGAGCAUGCAUGAGAGUGCCCUUUGGUCAUGUUCUUAUUAAUUCAAAGUGGCAGAAUUCUGAAUUAGUUUCUGCGAUUCAAGGUGUGAAUGUUGUUUUUGAAGAUAAUCUUGGCUAUAUAGAUUUCCAUCCAGCUACUCAUAUUGGUGUGGUUUAUGCUACAGAGGCAGAUCUGGUAUCUCAGGCUAGUGUCAGGAGAAAACUUGCUAAACUUAGAAAGGCAAAUAAGGUUCAAGUCCUAGUAUUGGCAGAGAAGACAGGAUCCAGCAGUCAGUAUUAUCAAUCCUUGCAAAAGUUUGUUGUCAUGGAGCUUGGUUUUAUAAUAACACCUGUACCAACUCAGACUGAGGCUGCUGGACUUAUUGCUCAAAUGGUUCAUACAGAGAAUAAAUUGGAGAGUAAUCCAUUCUGUAAGAAGAGAAAGCACAAAAAUUUAGAUGAAUGUCUACUAGGGACAGUUCAGUGUAUACCAAAAUUGGGAGGUGUAAAGGCAAGAAAGCUUUUGGAAGCGUUUAAAAGUUUGGAGGCAAUCAAUGCAGCAUCUGUAGAUGAAUUGACUGGCAUUGUUGGAAAGUCUAGUGCUCAAAAUAUUAGAAAUUUCUUUGACUCAAAGCACGGAACCUGAUAACCGAGACCUCUGUUGGUACCUAUACCAAGUAAGGACGAGCUAUAUAUCAAGAUGCUGUUUUGAUUAUAGAUGCUACAGGUCAUAAGACAAGACGCAAAACUUCAAGAUUGGACUUGCACGAGUGUAUGAAUGAGGUGUUUUAUUCAAAGACCACCCACCAUUCAGAUGAAAGGCUUCUCUAAUAAUGUGCAUCUUAAUUGAAACGUUUACAUAAAAUAAAAGUCAACGAUGAUGAAAUAAAUCCUUUUGCAUGAAAAGAAUUGAAAUCAGACUUUUUUUUCCAUCAUGCCAAAACUAUUGUGUUAUUUUACAGUUAACUUUAUUUGAUUAAUUUGUUUUGUGUGUUUUCAUCAGACAGUUUUGUUUACUGGAUAGAAAUAAUUAUACUGACAUGGUUUUAACUUUAGAGUGCUUGAAAAAUUUUAAA
Ruditapes philippinarum (Manila clam) is the source of this 1110-nucleotide messenger RNA. Its product is annotated as Fanconi anemia core complex-associated protein 24-like. Gene Ontology annotation, cellular component: Fanconi anaemia nuclear complex. Bases 12 to 680 code for a protein of 222 amino acids. The record is from RefSeq and is a predicted model, not a curated record. Gene Ontology annotation, molecular function: chromatin binding. Gene Ontology annotation, biological process: interstrand cross-link repair. NCBI's taxonomy places the organism in Eukaryota, Metazoa, Mollusca, Bivalvia, Venerida, Veneridae. The transcript is spliced from 6 exons.